AGACCUACAGGCAUUUUAAGUUGAAUUUUUUUGUUAAAAUUGAUCAAAAGACAUAUUUAAUGUGGUUGUUGGAAUUGAAAAUAAUGUGGGUUGAUGGUUAGGUUUGUGGUGUCUAAGACAGUUGCAAAGCAGUGUGGCUGAUUGCCACUUGCUAAAUAUACCUAGCUUUAUUGGAUUAAAUAAGUAAAUCAUCAUGUCUGCUGGUAGUGGUAAUUUUGUUGAUAGAAUUGACCCUUUUGCAAAGAGGUCUUUGAAAAAAAAGCCUAAAAGAUCUCAAGGAUCUUCACGCUAUCGCACAGCUAAUGAAGUUGAUCUUCAGCCUCUUCCUAUGUUAAAAGAUGUCCCAGGGGGGGAGCAGGAGGACUUGUUCCUUCGCAAAUUACGGCAAUGCUGUGUUGGAUUUGACUUCCUAGACCCCGUGGCUGAUCUCAAGGGCAAAGAGACUAAACGUUCCACUCUCAAUGAGCUUGUGGACUACAUCACGGCAGGCCGGGGGGUGCUCACCGAGCCUGUGUAUCCGGAGAUCAUUGCAAUGAUUGCGUGUAACUUGUUCCGCACACUGCCCCCUUCGGACAACCCCGACUUUGACCCUGAAGAGGAUGAUCCAACUCUGGAGGCAUCAUGGCCACACCUUCAGCUGGUGUAUGAAUUCUUCUUGCGCUUCUUGGAGAGUCCAGAUUUCCAGCCAGCUAUUGGCAAGAAGGUCAUCGAUCAAAAGUUUGUCUUGCAGCUUCUGGAAUUGUUUGAUAGUGAAGAUCCUCGCGAGCGCGACUUUCUGAAGACCGUUCUCCACAGGAUAUAUGGAAAGUUCUUGGGCCUAAGAGCAUUCAUCAGAAAACAGAUCAACAAUAUAUUUCUUAGGUUUAUAUAUGAAACGGAACAUUUCAACGGUGUUGGUGAGCUACUUGAAAUCCUUGGCAGUAUCAUCAACGGAUUCGCCUUGCCCCUCAAAGCUGAGCACAAGCAGUUCCUGAUCAAGGUGCUCAUCCCCCUGCACAAAGCCAAGUGCCUGAGCUUAUACCACGCCCAGCUGGCCUACUGUGUUGUGCAGUUCCUCGAGAAGGACCCAACACUCACAGAACCUGUCAUAAAAGGCCUCCUCAAAAUUUGGCCAAAGACGUGCAGCCAGAAAGAGGUCAUGUUCCUAGGUGAAAUUGAAGAAAUAUUGGAUGUGAUUGAACCCAAUCAAUUUGUGAAAGUGCAAGAGCCUCUUUUUAAACAAAUAUCAAAGUGCGUCUCCAGUCCUCAUUUUCAGGUUGCCGAGCGAGCCCUGUACUUCUGGAACAAUGAGUAUAUUAUGAGUCUAAUAGAAGAAAAUUCCAACGUCAUCUUGCCCAUCAUGUUUCCGGCACUCUACAGAAUUAGCAAGGAACAUUGGAACCAGACAAUUGUGGCACUCGUGUACAAUGUCCUCAAGACCUUCAUGGAGAUGAACAGUAAAUUGUUCGACGAGCUCACCGCGUCGUACAAAAGUGAACGGCAGCGUGAGAAGAAGCGUGACCGCGAAAGGGAAGAAUUAUGGAAGAAACUACAGGCUCUCGAACUAAACCGCCCCGAAGAAUAGUCAAUUAUAUGAGUGCUCAUGUGCCAAACUUAAGCAGUUCUGAAGACCACUCAUUAUGACCCUUGCAGCGUAUAAGGCAUCCGUAUUCAGUGAAUUUACACCGUAUUCGGCCUGGGGACCGAAUUGGCAGUUCUUGGUUCUGGAAGUUAUUAUUGGGGAAGGCAGCUACGGACGUGUGUUCCAUGUUCAAGACCAAAAAUCGAAAGAGCAGAAAUGAAAAUUUUGAAACGGAAAAACCGUAGUUUCUUGUAACUGGAAUGUAAAGUCAGUCAAGAUAUUCAUCGAGUGGCACCUGGCGGAUUCUCUCCUGAAAUACCAAGAACUAAACUUGUUAAUAUUGAAGAUGGUGUCUAAGCAUUAGUAAUGGCCUUCAAGGCCGCACCCUGAGGAGCAUAUAGAAAGAACUAGACGGCAAAUUUGAUCCUUACUUAACUUGCUG
Messenger RNA from Hyalella azteca, 2003 nucleotides. RefSeq names its product serine/threonine-protein phosphatase 2A 56 kDa regulatory subunit epsilon isoform (gene wdb). The coding region runs from base 194 to 1564 and encodes 456 amino acids. Gene Ontology annotation, cellular component: nucleus; protein phosphatase type 2A complex; cytosol. Gene Ontology annotation, biological process: protein dephosphorylation; signal transduction. Lineage: Eukaryota; Metazoa; Arthropoda; Malacostraca; Amphipoda; Hyalellidae. The transcript has 9 exons. Gene Ontology annotation, molecular function: protein phosphatase activator activity. The record is from RefSeq and is a predicted model, not a curated record.